UAGUACCCAGGUAGGUACAGCAUAUACCUACAUGCAUGUGUGUGUAGUAUAUUACCCUGCAAGAUCGCACAUCCAAUCCGCGUCGGAAGUUCCGAUGUCCUUGGUUACUCUCACAUCGAAACUCAGGGCUUCACUUAAGCGAUGGAGGACACCGGUUUGAGAGCUCGUUUUGAACGUGUCAAAGAGAAAGCUCGUCUACACGGUGACGAGUCUCAACACGAGCAGACGGAUAAAUGGAGUAAUCGUGAUUUGAUACCUCUUCCGCCAAGCAGAAGAACAUGGGGAUGGUUCCAUUAUUUCGGAUACUGGACUCUCUCGUCCUUGAAUAUCGCGAAUUGGCAGACUCCUAAUAGUUUCUUGACCCAAGGAUUGUCGGUUGCACAAGCGUUGGGCAUCAUUAUUGUCGGCCGCGCUCUAAUAGUGAUGUUCUCGACGCUCAUUGCCUGGUGCGGCAUCAAAUGGCACAUCGGCUUUACCAUCCAGAACCGCUUCACGUGGGGAAUGCGGGCCAGCUACAUCCCCCUUCUCCAGCGCAUCCUGCUCAACUUUAUCUGGAACGCCGUCCAAGUCUGGAAUGGCGGACGGCUUGCAGCGGUAUGCAUCACCGCCAUCUGGCCGUCAUUCGCCAGGAUGCGGAACUUCCUACCCGAGAGCUUUCCCGCUACUGGCGAUGAGUUUGUCGGCUUCAUUAUCAUCUGGGUUUUGUCAACACCGCUCUUAUGGAUCCCACCCGAGAAGUUCAAGAUCCCUUUCUUGGUUACUUCUAUCUACACUGGGUUAGGUAUGCUCUGUAUAAUGAUAUGGGCGCUGGUAACUGCAAAGGGAGCCGGCCCCCUUUUGUACGCCGGCGUUAGCGUCCCCCAGAGUUCGAUGUGGAACGUGUCCUGGCUUAUGAUGGCCGGUGUCAAUCAAACCCUGGGAGGCAUUGCGGCGGGAAUCACGAACGGGUCUGAUUUUUCCCGGUACUCGAAGAAUGGAAGGUCUUUCGUAAUUGGCACCAUUACCUCGGGCUGGAUCACCGGCGUCCUAGUAUGUGUCAUUGGACUAGUGACCACCAGUGCGGCCGAGAAGCUCUACGGUGAGGUGUUUUGGAAUCCACCGGAUCUGUUGAUGCGGAUGAUGGAGAACGGAGAAGGGUCCUCGGCCGCCCGGGCUGGUGUGUUUUUCCUGGCCUUUGGGUUUGCGUUGACUAGCAUGUUCGAGAACAUCUGUGGUAAUGCAGUUGCUGGUGGGAUCGACCUCGCGGGCCUCUGGCCCCACUAUAUCAACAUACGGAGAGGGGCCAUCAUCACUUUUGUUGCUGCUUGGGUGGUUCAGCCUUGGCAGCUCGUCAACAGGGCAACUACCUUCAUCCAGGUGCUCAGCUCAUUCUCGGUGUUCCUGUCGCCGAUGAUUGGUCUCAUGGCAGUUGACUUCUACCUCCUACGUGGACGCAAGAUCCGCCUGUCUCAUUUAUAUAACCCGAACACUUCAUCGUAUUGGUAUUGGAAGGGGGCCAACUGGCGAGCAAUAGUGUCGUGGGUUUGCGGUUGGAUUCCUACCAUCGGUGGACUCGUCGCUACGGUGAAUAGUGAUACAAAUGCAUCGAGAGCUUGGUUUGAACUAUACUAUAUGGCAUUCUUCAUAGGUUUCUUCACCAGUGGAGUUCUCUUCUACAUCCUCAACAAAUUAUUUCCGGUGGCAGGAUUGGGCGAGUACGACGAAGCCGAUGUCUAUGGUACCUUCACCGCUAGGGAAGCAGCGAAGUUGGGCGUUGUUGCAGCAGAGUUCCAGACGGAUACCUACGAGACCCCCGACGCGUCUUUGGUGCAGGAAGCCAUGGAGAAGAAGGAAUAGAUCAGACGGCGGAUCACCACACGCCACUCCACGCCAUCGCGUUUCACUUGCAACUCGUAUAUGAAGCUGUAAGAGGUAAACGAAGGCGAAAGAGUGUUGUCAAAACUUAGCUUGCGGGAAGUGUAUCCCUUCUGAGGCCACAUUGUGGUGACGUGAUAGACGCGUUCGCUCGCUCCGCUUCAUAGCUGCUAAUCCUGAACUGGAAGAAGAAGACGAUU
Molecule: messenger RNA, 2054 nt
Organism: Hypoxylon fragiforme
Lineage: Eukaryota; Fungi; Ascomycota; Sordariomycetes; Xylariales; Hypoxylaceae
Product: NCS1 nucleoside transporter family protein-like protein
Exons: 4
Coding region: 142-1836 (564 amino acids)
Biological process (GO): transmembrane transport; nucleobase transport
Cellular component (GO): plasma membrane
Molecular function (GO): nucleobase transmembrane transporter activity
Source: RefSeq, a predicted model, not a curated record